ACUUUACCAAACACGACUCGGGUACUAGCAAGCACAGUUUUCAAAUUGGACUACCCGCUAAUAAAGAGAGAGAAGAAGCUACACAGUAAGCUCUCACCUCCAGUAACAGUCAUAGCUCGAGAGGCGCUUCGUAAUGGAGGCGGCGGUGAUAGACGCUGGAAGUCAGCUCCUUAAAGCCGGCAGUGCAGUUCCAGAUCAAGCUCCCCCCAUGAUAAUUCCGAGCCAAAUGAUACGAGUGGUGGAAGAUGGAACAUCAGGUGAUAAUAACGAAUCAGUAUUUGAGGAUGUAACUGUCGAUCCAGUGGUUCGAGGUCACAUAAGGAAUUGGGAUGCAAUGGAAGAUUUAUUGCAGUAUGUUUUAUACGGUGGACUUGACUGGGAAGAGGGAAAUGAAGGCCAAAUCUUGUUUACUGAACCGCUUUGCACUCCCAAGGCUGUGAGAGAACAACUGGUGCAAUUGAUGUUUGAGACGUUUAAUGUUUCGGGAUUUUAUGCAUCGGAGCAGGCGGUGUUGUCUCUUUAUGCAGUUGGGCGUAUCUCUGGGUGCACUGUUGAUAUUGGUCAUGGAAAGAUUGAUAUUGCACCAGUACUUGAAGGUGCUGUUCAGCACAUUGCUUCGAGAAGAUAUGAAAUUGGUGGUGUUGAUUUGACAAAGUUACUUGCCCAAGAACUGGGUAAAUCUAAUCCUCUGGUGAAUCUUAAUGCCUCUGAUGUCGAGAUGUUAAAAGUAAAGUACUCAUGUUGUGCUGAAGAUGAGCUUGCUUAUGAGAAGACCCAAAGGUCAAGUGAUGAGGAGGAGCAUACCCUUCCUGAUGGACAGGUGAUUAGAAUUGGAAGAGAAAAAUAUACUGUCGGUGAGGCUUUAUUUCAACCAUCUAUACUGGGAAUAGAGGCUCAUGGAAUAGUUGAGCAGCUUGCACGUAGUAUUUCAAUUGUUUCUUCAGAGAACCACCGCCAGCUGCUGGAAAAUACUGUACUUUGUGGUGGCAUAACUUCUAUGCCUGGUUUUGAAGAUAGGUUUCAGAAAGAAGCAAGCCUGUGCUCAUCAGCUAUUAGUCCUUCACUUGUAAAGCCUCCAGAAUAUAUGCCCGAUAAGUUGACGGAGUACUCUGCAUGGGUGGGUGGUGCCAUACUUGCCAAAGUUGUGUUCCCUCAGAAUCAGCAUGUUACCAAGGGAGAUUACGAUGAAACUGGACCGUCCAUUGUCCAUCGGAAAUGUUUUUGACACUUAAUAUUAAAGUCCGGCAGUUGUUAUUUGACAGCAGCAAGCAGGAUAACCCUUUUACGCGGGAUUGGAUUUAAAACAGAGUAAACUUCUUGACAUUUCCAUAAAAUGACCAACAAGAGCUAUAUUAUUUCAGAUAUAGCAUCAAGAGGGGCAAACUUUAGGAAUUGAAUUGGAAGAGUGAAAGAUCUGUCCUCUCACGUGUGUAACAUGCACGCAUGCAUCUCACCGUUGUUGUGUAUUUGUAGCAAGCUCUGCUCCCAGGUCAUCUUCAACGUCCAAGGUAGGUGCCCAAAUAUUAGGAUUCUAAUUUUUUUCUCUCUUUUCGUAGCCUUUUAAAAUGGCAUAGUCCAGGUGUGUUACUACAGUAGAAGGUUUAUCAACACUUUCACCGACAGUUCAUUUGAGCUGGACAUUGGCAUGCCGGCGACUAUAGAGGAAAAAAAAGUCAAGGAACUGCUCUAUUGAUGAGAAGAAUCAUAACAAAUUCAAAUGAUUGAGAGUUUGAUUAGGUUGUCAUUCUU
Populus trichocarpa (black cottonwood) is the source of this 1749-nucleotide messenger RNA. RefSeq names its product actin-related protein 7. Gene Ontology annotation, biological process: anatomical structure morphogenesis. The transcript has 8 exons. NCBI's taxonomy places the organism in Eukaryota, Viridiplantae, Streptophyta, Magnoliopsida, Malpighiales, Salicaceae. The coding region runs from base 134 to 1225 and encodes 363 amino acids. The record is from RefSeq and is a predicted model, not a curated record. Gene Ontology annotation, cellular component: nucleus.